This is a messenger RNA of Toxotes jaculatrix (banded archerfish), 2134 nucleotides long. RefSeq names its product TSEN54 tRNA splicing endonuclease subunit (gene tsen54). The record is from RefSeq and is a predicted model, not a curated record. Gene Ontology annotation, biological process: tRNA-type intron splice site recognition and cleavage. Bases 58 to 1620 code for a protein of 520 amino acids. Gene Ontology annotation, cellular component: tRNA-intron endonuclease complex. The transcript has 12 exons. Lineage: Eukaryota; Metazoa; Chordata; Actinopteri; Toxotidae.
GAACCUGACGGGCGUCAGGACCCAGAGGAGAGCUGCGGCGGGAGGCUGGUCAGCAUCAUGGCGGACCAAAACAAGACGGACUCAGGAGCGAGCUUUUACAGUGAAAUACUGAGUCCGUCGGAGCUGUUUGCAGCCCGGUCCAGGAGUCACAAGAUCCCGGUCAGAGGACAGAAGGACUUCUUUCCCAAUGACUCAGAGGAACAAAGACGGCAGCUUGAGCAGAGUCUGAAUGAGCACUGGAGCCUCAUAUCAGAGGAGAGAGUGGAGAGGCUAGGAAACCUGGUGAGGGCCACAUGGAUUCCAGGUGACCAGGUUGUGGAGCUUCAGUCUCCAGCUGGGAAGUUUUGGCAGACGAUGGGCUUUUCUGCCAAUGGCAAACAGAUUCUCCUCCCUGAAGAGGCUCUGUACCUGAUGGAGUGUGGAAACUUGCAGGUGUUUUAUGAGGACUUGCCACUGUCCAUUCAGGACGGUUAUGAGAGAUUUCUGUCCUCAAACACAGUCAGCCUCCAGCAGUAUCAGGUGUUCGGGCAUUUGAAGAGGCUUGGCUAUGUGGUGCACAGGUUUGAUCCCAGUUCAGAGCCAUCGGCCUACGCGAGGCAGCUGAACCUGCUUCCAUCACGUGACAGAUCAGGGAGACAACUGAAGAGGAAACGCAGCACCAGCCCCACCCCCACCCUCACCCCAGCAUCCAGUCGCACUGAAGCACAAGAAGAAUCCACCACUGAGAGAAUGGAGGAGGAUAAAGGCAGCCAUCAAGAGGAGGAGGACAAAAAACCUGCCGAGCCGCCCCUCGCAUCGACUCCAGAGGUGCAGACGGCCUCCACAAGUACAGCAGAUGAAGGCGGAGGCAGGACGUGGUGGAUGACGGACGUUCUCGAGGACUCAGGCAGAGGGUCGAGUGAAAUGCCCACCUCUGGCUCCUCCCGCUGGGACUUCAGCUCCAUCCCGUUUCCUGACCUGGGCUCCAGGGAGCCCCUCUCCAGCUGCCUGGCCUCUCCAGACUCUUCUCUGCUGCCAGGGGCAUUGGCCGUGGGAGCCUGCGACAUCGCCCCCUGGAGGCAGCGAAUAAACCUGAAGAAGGUAAAGAUGUCGGCAAAGGAGCAAAGGAGAGAAGAAGACAAGAGCAGGCGGCGGUGGAAUGUCAACAGAGACAAAGCGGUUCAGCGGUGCAGAAACUGGGCAGAGUAUCAGGAGCUCCUGGCGAGGCGGCAGGAGAGACGCACAGGCCGACCAGCACACCUGUGGAACAGAGAGGUCACUCCUUUACACGACCCAAGACAACCGGUCCCCACCGAGGAACUGCUGGAAAAGAUCCGUGUGAGCAAAUCUACAGAUUUGCUCGAGGGGGCGUCCAGGUUAAAAGGGUCGGACGAGUGGAGGAUUCAUUUCAAUGUUUACCAACCCGACACGGUGGCUGACUUUAAGAAGAGCAACCCGGGGAAACCUUACUCCCGCAUGUGUGUGUGCAGUUUCGACGGACCCGUGCCCGACCUGCGAGCUAUCAAGCUGCUGGCCGUCCAGAGUGGAGACGUCCCAGUGGUGUUCGCUGUGGUGGACCACGGAGACAUCUCCUUCUACACCUUCAAAGACUUCCAGCUGCCCACUGACGUGUACCCCUGAGACACCACUGCUCUCUGACCAUCACUGUAAAACAUUUACCGACACACAUCCAGGACUUUUAAAUAAACCUGCACCUGUUGGACUGAUUGUAGAUGUAAAAGUUCUCCUGUGUGUGUGAUUUGCGGCGCGUGGGUAUUUUUAGUGUUUUGUUCCCCAGGUUGGAUCUGUGGGACGGGUAUGGGCAUGCAUUAUGGUCUGCGACUGUGUUUUUUUCUAAGCUCCCAGUAGGUGAUGAGUUGGGAAUUUGUAAAUUCUAUAAUGAAACAGUGGAACAGUUUUUUUUAUGUGGGUUUUUCCUUUAUCUUCGGGACCAACAGACCAACAGAGUGACUUUUCUGCAACAACAACAGAAGACUGAGUACUUGUUGUACUUGUUGCUACAGCAGCUACAGUACACAGCAAAACUAAGUACACACCUGGACAAUGUCAUUAAAAUGUUAAGUUCAUUUAAUACAGUUUGUUUUUAGCCAAAGAACAAAACAGAAAUGUUCGACUAAUUAAACUGUAAUGAAAA